GUCCCAUGAACUUUCUUUAUUUGUCGUUGAUAUUUCAUAAAAUAUUAACGAAUUUUAAAAAAUUAAAAUAUUUUACACAUCACUGAUGUGUAUAUUUUGUUUUGACCUAAGGGAAAAAGCUAAUUAAAUUUCAACUAGGUAGUAUUGCUUGUUUGUCACAAAUAAAAGAGUUUUCAGACCUUUCAUAGCAAAUCUAAUCUAUUUCAAUUAAAAAAAAAAUCUAAAAAUGUACAUAUCGUAGUUAUGAUUCAUAACAGCGGUUUCAUCCCUAAUAUGAAUAGUUUUGGCCAGCCAAAUAAUUUUUUUUAAUAAUAUUCCGAUAAACAGAAGAAGUCAAAAUAUGAGUGCAUUUACAGAACAAGCUCUUAUUAAAAAGUUAGCAGAUCUCAAUUCAAGUUCACAAUCAAUUCAAACGCUUAGCUUAUGGCUAAUUCAUCAUCGUAAACAUCACCAAAAUAUUGUAAAAAUUUGGUUCAAAGAAUUACAAAAAGCGAUUGCAAAUAGAAAGCUUGUAUUUAUGUAUCUUGCAAAUGAUGUUAUUCAAAAUUCAAAGAAGAAAGGUCCAGAAUAUACUGAAUCGUUCAGCACAAUCCUUUCAAAAGCUUUCAAAGAUAUUUCACAGAAAUGCGAGGAUGAGAAAACAUUUAAAAGUCUCGACAGAAUAUUAAAAAUUUGGGAUGAGAGGGGAGUAUAUGAUUCAGAGAAGAUAAAAGAUUUCAAUGCAAAUCUCAAUGCAAAAGGUAAACUCUCAUCCUUAAUGUCAAAUGAAGCAAAGAAUAAAGAAGAAAGUACUUCUUCACGUAAACGAAAAACUGAAGAGCCUUCAACAAGUGCAACUAAUGGGAAUGAUAAAAAGAAAUCCAAAGUUCCAACUCCUUCAAAAGCGAAAGUAGUCGAAGUAAAUGGAGAAACUCACAUAACUUUAUCACCUCAGCUUCCUGUAAGUGACCCUCCAGAACCUGAAGAGCUCAUAAAAAUGCUUCAAGAUCUUGAGGAAGCUGCUUCAAGUGACGCUAUUACUAGAGAAAGAAUAACUCGACUUCCACCAGAAGUCAGUAACCUAGAAGCGCUUUCCAAAAUUGAAGACAAAGAUGCAGCCAUCAAACUUGCAGCAAAAGUUAAUGACGCUGUUCAACUAUUAAAAGAUUAUAAUACUCGUUUAGCUUCGGAAAUGACUGAAAGAAAUAAGCUAACUGUAAUGUUGAAAGAUUUCCAACGUGAACAACAAGAACUUUUAGCACAAGCAGAACAAAGGCUGGAGGAGUAUACAGCAAAACUUAAGAGGAUCAAGGAAGUACAAAAUGAAGUGAAGAGUCAUUUAGAGAAUCUACCCGACAUCAUCAAUCUUCCUGAUGUCACUGGAGGUGGUCUUGCUGCUUUACCCUCUGCAGCUGAUCUUUUCAAUGUUCAUCACUAAGAUACUGAAUCAAGAAUGCUCUGCACACAGCUUAGCUUCAUUACACAAAAGUUUCAAUUGUAAUUUAAAUAUCUUGAUGACAUUUUCAAAACAAAAAGUCAUUUGAAAUCAAACAAAUCUUAUUUUUAUUCAAAUUUAUUCAUCACAAAUCAUCAUAUUGUGUCAUGUGAAGUUAAAACUUAAAGUUGAUUGAGUUGAGAAGAUAAAAAAAUUAAUUGUUUAUAUAAUUUGCUGGCCCUUGCCAUUGUUCCAAGAAUUCUAUAACAUCAGGUGCAUCGGUGUGAGGUGACAUUUUUGCAGCCACUGUCAAUUUACUCCAAAUAUCUCGAUUAGCAAGUAAAGAUGAUCGUUGAAAAGUGAUUGGCUGACGUCCUAAAACAGGAUAACCGGAAAUUAAACAAGCAGCAUCGCCAAUUCCCAAACUACUUUCAUAAAGAUUUCUGUCGUCGGUCGGAAGUGUUUGAUCGACUUUUUGAUCCAUGCUGAUGGCAAGAAUCCAAUCUCGAACUUCUUCAUGAAGCUUUACUUCGUGUCUCAGAUGCAUAAACUCAGGAAUAGGAACAGAGCUUGGAAAGUCAGUUGAUGAUAAAUCUGUAUGAUCAACUAAAUCCCCAGAGCCUUCUUCGAUUGCCUCACAAACAUCCAAAUAAUGAUUCAACAUGACGAAAGCUUCUGAUUCUCUUCCUUGUUGUCUCAAAUCCAUUCCAGCUUCAUAGAAUCCUUUAUCACAUGGAAUAAUGUCAGUAUAACGGAGAAGUGCGAUAGAAAUUUUUGCUGCAAUAUUUUGAAGUGCUGAAAUUUGACGGCAAGCAGCACGUGUAGCGUAAUAAUGAGCGAUUAAUAGAAGUUGAUCAAACUUUUCAAUUGCACUGUUGUCGGGAACAUCUGAGACUUUGAUUGCUUGUACAAGUUGAAAUAAAAACGUCCGAAGAUCCUUCCACAAACUCAUUCCAUCAGUUUCACGAAGUCCAAAACAUUCACUGGCAAUUCUGUGAUAAACCGUGAAGUUUUGCGGCAAUGGCGGUACACCAUGUUGUAAGAAGAGAUUCAUUGCAUUUGGUGCUUAGCCAUCACGAAUCAAUUGUGCAGCAUAUUGUGCAAGAUAUUUUUGAAGCACUUGACCGCCGUGCUGCUUUGCUUUCUCAAUACAACGUGUCCAUUGUCCUUGUUCAGCUAACAGAUCAAGUGCACUUGAGAUGUCAAUGUCUGCCAACAACUCGACAUUGCCUUGAUUUCUUAAUUUAAACUUUUGUUGAGACUCGACGUAUUUGAUUAGUUGUGGAUCGAUUUCCUUGGCCAAUCUUCGUGCCUUACUCCAAUUGUCAGAUUGGAUGAAGACGUCAACAGCUUCUUUUGG
Molecule: messenger RNA, 2774 nt
Organism: Clunio marinus
Lineage: Eukaryota; Metazoa; Arthropoda; Insecta; Diptera; Chironomidae
Source: the annotation of a GenBank genome assembly